Messenger RNA from Diversispora eburnea, 708 nucleotides. The record is from the annotation of a GenBank genome assembly. Lineage: Eukaryota; Fungi; Glomeromycota; Glomeromycetes; Diversisporales; Diversisporaceae.
AUGAGAAUUUAUAUAAAAACGCUUAAAGGAUAUCCAUUUUCAUUAGAAAUCGAAAAAAAUGACACAGUUUUAUGCGUGAAACAAUCUAUCGAAGAACUUCAAGGAAUUUCACCAGAAGCUCAAAAACUUUUCUUCUUUAAUGAAUCUUUGGAAGAUAAUAAUUUAAUUUCUAAUUAUAACAUUUAUCCUGAAGCCACAUUACAUUUAAAAUUUAUAUUUUAUAAUAAUAUUCAAAUCAAAGUUCAAUUCGAAUUCUGCAAACCACCUUUUAAAAAAAUUGUAAAAUAUGAAAUUGAUCCAACUUCCACCACCAAAAUGUAUAAUGAAUCAUCCCUUCAUCUAUUUUAUUUUGAUAAAAAAUUAGAAUACAAUUAUUCUUUAAAUCAUUAUAAAAUUGUUGAUGAAUCAACUUUAGAUUGUAGUAUUUCUUUUACGAUAUUUGUUAAAAUUCUUCAAAAGAUUCAUGGUUUUCAAGUAUUUCCAAGAACCAAAAUAAUAGAAAUUAAAAAGAUGAUUGAUCAAAAAGAAGCAAUUCCUCCAAUUGCAAUGAGAGUUUCUUAUAAUGGAGAAAAAUUAAUGGAAAAUAAUACUUUACGUUAUUAUCAUAUCCAAAAUGUAUUCACUUGGAAAUAUUUAAUUGAAAAUAUUGAUUUUGGAUAUCGAUUUUGGAUAAUGUUCGGUGAGAAGAAAGACGUUAAAAAAAAAUAA